Molecule: messenger RNA, 1575 nt
Organism: Fraxinus pennsylvanica
Lineage: Eukaryota; Viridiplantae; Streptophyta; Magnoliopsida; Lamiales; Oleaceae
Source: the annotation of a GenBank genome assembly
AUGGUGGAGUCGCUUGUUGUCUCGCUGCUGUGGGGGUCGAUAUUUUUCUCCAGAACACCGCUAGAUGGAAUCCCCUUCAGGAAGCCCUACUUGGCCGCUGCUCCAUCAAGUCUCCUUCGUUUGAAUCUCAUCUAUCCUCCGGUUCUCCGCUUCACGGCGAGUUUUGGAGUCGUGGCGGCAUGUGGCGAAGAUGAAGGCAACUGCGGUGGUAGGAGAGGAUUGGCAGCGGUACGAGAUAUUAUGAAAGGCGAGUUAAUUUUGACAGUUCCGAAGGAGGCUUUGAUGACGAGUGAGAGUCUAAGAAGCAAAGAUCAGAAACUCUCUGCUGCUUUAUGUAAAUACCCAAAACUCUCAUCUUCUCAGGUAUUGGCUGUUUCACUGCUGAACGAAGUGAACAAGGGGAAGGUUACUAGGUGGUACCCUUACCUAAAGCAAUUGCCUAGAAGUUAUGACAUACUUUCGAGUUUUGGUCGAUUGGAGAUAGAAGCUUUACAGAUGGAUGAUGCGAUCUGGACUGCUGAAAGAGCAGUUGAGAAGGAUAAAAUGGACUGGAGAGAAGCUACUGCACUUAUGGGUGAACUUAAUCUCAAGCAUCAACUCUCGACUUUUAAGGCAUGGCUCUGGGCUUCUGCAACUAUAUCCUCACGCACAAUGCACAUACCAUGGGAUAGUGCAGGGUGUUUAUGCCCUGUGGGAGACUUGUUUAAUUACGCUGCGCCUGCAGAAGAACCAUAUCAUUCAGAAAAUAAAGCAUGUCAAAAUGUGUCUCCCCUGCAUGAUACCUCCCCUGGGAAAGUGCAAAAUUCAGGGAACUCAGUAGAAGAGCCGUUUGAUGCCCAUGUACAGAGAUUAAUAGAUGCUGGCUACGAGGAAGAAAUUGCUGCUUAUUGCUUCUAUGCUAGAAGAAACUACAGAAAAGGGGAUCAGGUUCUUCUAAGCUAUGGUACGUACACAAAUUUGGAGCUUCUUGAACACUAUGGGUUUCUUCUGCAUGAAAACCCGAAUGACAAAGCUUUUGUUCCUUUAGAACCCGACAUGUACUCCCUUUGUUCGUGGCCGAAAGAUUCACUAUACAUUCACCAAGACGGGAAGCCAUCUUUUGCCUUACUAGCCACAGUCCGGUUGUGGGCAACCCCUGUAACUCACCGGAGGUCAGUUGGACACAUUUCGCAUUCAGGCCAUCAGAUUUCAGGAGAAAAUGAGGUCACUGUAUUGGAGUGGAUAGUAAAGAACUGUCGAGCACUGCUCGGGAAUUGUUCGACCUCAAUCGAAGAAGAUGAGUUGUUGCUCAACACCGUUGACAAAAUUCAAGACCAUGAUACAUCGAUAGAUUUCGGGGACGUUUCCCGUGCAUGUAUUAUCGAGCUUAGUGCUUUCUUAGAGAUGAAUGAUAGAAAACAAUGUAGCCAAGUACAGAUGUGUAGAAAGACGAGGUCAAUUCAUAGAUGGAAGUUAGCAGUUGAGUGGAGAUUAAGUUACAAGAGAAUUCUAUGUGAAUGUAUAUCUCACUGUAAUGAGAGAUUAGAGUAUCUAAAUCUCAAUGAGUUAGACCAAAGGAAUUCUGAUUCUAUUUAA